Molecule: messenger RNA, 3298 nt
Organism: Sycon ciliatum
Lineage: Eukaryota; Metazoa; Porifera; Calcarea; Leucosolenida; Sycettidae
Exons: 10
Coding region: 16-2715 (899 amino acids)
Source: RefSeq, a predicted model, not a curated record
UUGUGAGGCUGUGAAAUGAUUCGGCUAUUUACUGUUCUCUGUGUCCUCUCUAACACAGGCAAUGAAGAUGCAGCAAACAGAGUAACUCGACGUCAACCAGCCCGGUUCACCGGGAACCCACCACCUUCAUCCAGCCAAGCAACUCGCCCAAAUCCCGUCACUCCCCACAACACAGCAAGAGCAGUGGAAACUAAGGAUCCCACUACAGGUCACAGAGUGCAGCCAGUAGUGACUUCUGAGACUUUGCAGAGCCAAGCGGGCAACACAGGGCCCUGGUCAAGUCGAGUGUUCCGCAAGUGGAUCCCACGCCUCCAAGCAACGCUCAGCUGCAGCACAAUCCGCGCGGAAUGCCUGGGCAAAGAUUUGAUCUCCGAUAUGCAGAAGAAGGAAUUGAUGGCGAUACAAGAUUCUGCCACACACAAUGAGCUUCUCCUAGAUAUGCUGAGCAGGGGUACAGCUAAGACUUUCCACAUUUUCUGUAGUAUUGUGCGUAGCACCGAACCUGAAGCAAACUUUUCAAAGUUCCUAGAUGACAUGCAGUCAGUGGAUACCUUUGUUGGAGUUUCUCCGGAAUGCCAAAAAGACUGCAAUAAAGUAGUAGACCUGAUGAAAGAGUUCUCAGCACCGGAACGUCAACGGGUGGUCCACACUGCCGAGGAUGUGGCACGAAUGCGCACGUCACAGACCGUCCUCGACACGAGAAAGAAAAUCAUCCACGUACCACAGCCAACCUCGCCUGUGAACGUAGACUUGCUGAGCAUGCUGAACAUGGGAGAAGAACAACAGCAAGCGGUAUUGACUGAAAUCGACUGUUUGGCGUCCAACACUAUCAUCAUUGAUGACGUGAAGGACUGUGCAGAUGAGGCAGGGAAGUACCAGGGUCACGUGACACGGGCCGACGGCCAAGUUGAAAAAUCGCCAGCUGAUAUACAUAGAGAGUUAAGUAAGCACCCUUGUUUCAUCAGCAUGGGCACUGGAUCUGCCAGGGACGACCGCAGCAUUUCAGAGACCAAGCAGUACUUGAAGGAUACUGGCUUCAUUGACGAGAACACGGUCAUCACAGAGAUCACUGAAUAUGAACUAGUUCCUGUGACUAGGCUGGCCAUUCGUGACAGCAAACGACUGAAGUUUAAAGAUCAGAGGUCGUCUAUAGUGAAGUUCAUCAUCGAAUGUGAAUAUAAUCACACGGCCCCGAGUUUCAUUAAAAGUGUCAUACGAAAUCUCCGCAAUCUCCUUGGUGAUGGGAGCAUCCACGCCGACAGCGUGCACGGCGAGAGCGGAGGCACAGCAUUGUUUGUACAGAUGUCUGCCAAGGCUCAUACAAGGCUCUGGGAGUUCUGUAAGGAUCAAUCUAGCCUGCUCGCUGGUCUGCACAUUCUCGAAGUGUCAACUGUGGACGGAGCUGUAGUCUUCAAUUUCCGUCCCACGACAUGCAGUGGCGAAGGCAUUACUCCUGAUGACCAGAAGCGCUUGGUUGAAGAGUUCUCCAAGAGAUAUCCAUCCUUGGACCGAGAUCAGCUGUCUGUUGCUGUGGCUGACCAACAGAACGUUCAGCAUGCAGUGAUUGCACUGACCAAGCUCGGCUUCGAUGAUGACGGAGCAUGCUUGAAUGCACUGCCUGAGAUUCUAAGUGGUGUAGUGGCAAGGAAGGCAACUUCGACCUCUGCUCACGUUGUCCAUCCUGAAGAGGCCAUUUCAACCCAUGUCUCUGCCAAUUCUGAACAUGCAGUAGAAAUCCAGGGAGUUGACAAUGAGCUUUCUCUCCGGCCGCAGCUUAAGUCCCAGUGGUCUUUUCGUGGCCGUCUACCUGAUAGCUGCCAACAGUUCCAUCGUUGUACCAUGUACAAUGGGCAUGCUUACAUUGUGUGCCAGGAAGAGGAGGAAGGAGCAAUGAUCUACCGGUCUACUCAUUCUCUCAAGGAAAGUCUUCAGGUGGCAUGGACAAGAGUAAUCACCAUUGACAACCCACACUUUCGGUCAUGCAGGAACUUUUGCAUUCACAAUGAAAAAAUGUACUUUGCAAGUAUUAGUGAUAGGUAUACAUGUAUCCCCAAGAUCCAUGUUGUAGAUCUACAGGGAAACUGUGGUACUAGAGAAAUACAAUGUGAUUGUAUCCCAGUACAAGAUACGAGUAUGAAUACAUCUGUCAAACCUUUUGUGUAUGUAUUUAUAACCCAGUCAGCGCUUCUAAUAGUAUGCUUCUGGCGCAAUCAUUUCUUAGAAGUUAUUUCAUUAGAUACCAGACAUGAUGGUGCAGUAUGGGCAAAAUUGGAUCCGCUCAGCAUGCCGGAGCCGCCGGUCCGCAUCUGCAGCACUGACAGUACUCUGUUUGUGAUACCAACAGGAGACAUCAAUGAUGCGCAUUUGUCAAUCAUGAAGUUGGAUGUAAGUGAGGAAAGUCUGCGAAUGCCAUCAUGGCUCGAGAUCAAAGUGGACGUGCCUAAGACUCUUCAUGUAGAUCUAUACCAUUGUGUUGUACAAGCUGCUGUGGGUAACACUAUAAUGUUACCCGUGUACUAUUGGGAUGAUGAUAAAUAUUUAUUUGUCAAUGGUGUGAUAUGUGUUGAUUGUAGUACGUGUAUAGGCCGGUGUUCUGUCUUGCCGCCGCUAUCCAGUACAUUAGUUUCAUUGAAGUUGAUGGUGGAUGGCGAUACGCUUAUUGCACUCGAUUAUGAUCACUCAGUGUAUACUCUUCAGCUACCUGAACAUUUGUAAACACCAGUGAUUGAUCGGCUUCUACAUGCAUGUAUGCCAAGGCGGUGUACAAUGUAGAUAUUCUGCUGUGGCUAGGUCAUGUGAUGGACAACUGGUGCACACUGUGUGUUUUUUGUGAUCCUGAGUUUUUUCGUUUGCACAUGCAUACCCUGUUCUGCUGGGGACCCAUAUGCAUGAUGUGUUUGGUGUCCAGUUCUUUCAGGCCAUCAUUCUACAUAGGCACUGUCCUGAAAUGCUUAUUGUCUAUGUACAUAGUAUACAUUAGGUUGGAGGAAUAUUAUAAUUAUAUAGAUAUUAUGUAUAUAGAAUGCUGUCCAUGGAUUGGAUAUGAUGUAUUAUAUAUACAUAGAAUAUUAGUCUCUAAAACUCAACAGCUCUCUACACAUACAUACUCAUUAUAACUGUGUACAUAAUAGUCUUUUUUUGUCAGUGAUUGACAAAACCCCAUAGGUUGAAUUGGUCACCAGCCACAUUACUUACUUCCUAGAUAUUGAAGAACUGACUAAUUGGCUCUGUGUGUGCGUGCAGAUGUGUACCGUACAUGUACGCAUAAUGGUAACUUUGCACUGGUCCAGCCAGGAGU